Triticum turgidum subsp. durum (durum wheat) is the source of this 987-nucleotide messenger RNA. Lineage: Eukaryota; Viridiplantae; Streptophyta; Magnoliopsida; Poales; Poaceae. The record is from the annotation of a GenBank genome assembly.
AUGGCAAUCCGAAGUGUUUGCGUCGUCCUUGCGCUGCUUUGUAUAUGCCUCAGAGAGGGCGGAGCAGUGACAUUCACGUUCCUGAACCGGUGCACGGGGACGGUGUGGCCGGGCAUCCUGUCCAACGCCGGGACGGCGAGGAUCGAGCCCACGGGCUUCGCGCUCCCGCCCGGCGCGGCGCGCGCGCUGCCGUUCCCGACCGGCUGGUCCGGACGGAUGUGGGCGCGCACGGGCUGCGCGCAGGACGCGGCCGGGCGGUUCUCCUGCGCCACGGGCGACUGCGGCACCGGCACGCUGGAGUGCUCCGGGCGGGACGGGGCGACGCCCGCGACGCUGGCGGAGUUCACGCUGGACGGCGGCGGGCACAACGACUUCUACGACGUGAGCCUGGUGGACGGCUACAACCUGCCGAUCCUGGUGGAGCCCGCGGGGAGCAGCGCGACCGGCACGACGUGCGCGGCCGCGGGCUGCUCGGCGGACCUGAACCUGCGGUGCCCCGCGGAGCUGCGGUCGGCGGGCGGCGGCGCGUGCCGGAGCGCGUGCGACGCGUUCGGCAAGCCCGAGUACUGCUGCAGCGGCGCGUUCGCCAACCCCAACACCUGCCGCCCCACCGCCUACUCGCAGGCGUUCAAGCUGGCGUGCCCGCGCUCCUACAGCUACGCCUUCGACGACCCCACCAGCACCUUCACCUGCGCCGGCGGCCGCGACUACACCAUCACCUUCUGCCCCGUCGCCACCCCAAGCCUGAAAUCGGCGGGUGGGGCGACGGUGGUGCCGACGCCGACGUUGCCGGGCUCGACAGGGUUCGCGCCCCCGGUGAUGCCGAGGCAGGCAGGCGGCCAAGCCGACGGCCAGGGCGUGAUACUUGGGGACAACUCCUGGCUCGCCAACAUGGCCACCGGCGACAUGUCGGCGGCGACGCCGAGGACGACGGCGAUGAUCCCGGCCGCGCCGCUCGCACUACUCUUCCUCCGGCUGCUUCUAUAG